Messenger RNA from Aspergillus wentii DTO 134E9, 1290 nucleotides. Its product is annotated as kynurenine--oxoglutarate transaminase. Gene Ontology annotation, molecular function: L-kynurenine:2-oxoglutarate transaminase activity; pyridoxal phosphate binding. Gene Ontology annotation, biological process: biosynthetic process. The coding region runs from base 1 to 1290 and encodes 429 amino acids. The record is from RefSeq and is a predicted model, not a curated record. NCBI's taxonomy places the organism in Eukaryota, Fungi, Ascomycota, Eurotiomycetes, Eurotiales, Aspergillaceae. The transcript has 9 exons. Gene Ontology annotation, cellular component: cytoplasm; mitochondrion.
AUGUCCGCAACGCCAGCACGCCCUGAUCCUUUUAAGCCGGCCUCACGAGUCGCUGGCCAAAGACAGGAUGUUUGGUCAAUUGUCAACGAAGCCGCUGCGGCUUCGCCCGUUCAGCCCAUUGUGAACAUGGGCCAAGGGUUCUUCGGCUACAACCCCCCGAAGUUCGCCCUAGAUGCUGCAAAGGACGCCCUGGACCGGGUGGAAUGCAACCAAUACUCCCCGACAAAGGGUCGCCCACGCCUCAAGAAAGCCAUUGCCGACGCAUACUCUCCUUCCUUCGGCCGGACGAUCAAUCCCGAAACCGAAGUCUCAAUCACCACAGGAGCAAACGAAGGUAUGCUGAGUGCAUUUAUGGGAUUCAUUGAACCCGGGGAUGAAGUGAUUAUCUUCGAGCCCUUCUUUGACCAGUACAUCAGCAACAUUGAGAUGCCCGGCGGCAAGAUUCGAUAUGUCCCGCUUCAACCUCCUAAGGAUGGCACUACUAGAACAUCCCCUGCUUCGGAGUGGACGAUUGAUUAUGACGAGCUGGAGAAGGCAAUCAAUCCUAAGACCAAGAUGAUUGUCCUCAACUCGCCUCACAACCCCGUUGGCAAGGUUUUCUCUCGCUCCGAGCUCGAGCGUAUCGGCGAGCUUGCUGUGAAGCACAACCUCAUUAUUCUUUCGGAUGAGGUCUAUGAUCGUCUCUACUAUGUUCCAUUCACCAGAAUUGCCACUUUGUCUCCAGAGAUCUAUGAGCGUACCCUUACCGUUGGCUCCGCUGGUAAGGCCUUCUAUGCCACCGGCUGGCGCGUUGGAUAUCUCGUUGGACCCGAGCACUUGAUCAAGUACGUAGCUGCUGCACACACUCGAAUCUGCUACAGCAGUGUGUCACCCCUCCAAGAGGCGGCAGCUGUUGCCUUUGAACAAGCCGACAAGGUGGGAUUCUGGGACGAAAGCCGAACCGAGAUGAGACAGAAGAUGGAUCGCUUCUGCGAAAUUUUCAAAGAACUUGGCAUCCCAUACUCCGACCCCGAAGGUGGUUACUUCGUUCUUGCCAACAUGGCAUCAGUCAAGCUUCCGGAGGACUACCCGUUCCCCCCUCAUGUUGCUAACCGCCCUCGGGAUUUCAAGCUUUGCUGGUUCCUCAUCCAUGAGGUUGGAGUGGCUGCAAUUCCUCCUACUGAGUUCUACACCGAUGCCAACGCCCACAUUGCCGAAGACUAUCUUCGUUUCGCCGUGUGCAAGAAUGACGAUAUCCUCGAAACUGCCAAGGAGAGGCUCCGUGGCUUGAAGAAGUACAUCACACAAUAA